AAGACGAGAGCUGUUAUGGAGCUUGAUGAUGAUAUCAUGAUGGCAUGUGACGACUUAGAACAUAUCAUAGAUCUUAUCUUAAUUGGCUCACGGCCUAUGCUAAAACAUAUCUCCCUAAUUCCGAAAGUAGACUGCCUAGCAUGGAGAUUGGAGAUCUCAUCCCAUGAUUGGGAAGUGCCAUGGUGGGGCCAUGUACUUCUGUGCAUACGUCUUGUACUAAUUCUUGAUCUGACUUAUUAUUCUGUUGGCAAGUUUGUUCCUCAAACAUAGGGAUGUUCAAAUAGCUUGAGCUCGACAAGCUACUCGAGCUUGUCUCAGUUUCGGCAUGAUUCAAGUGUUUGCACAUACACUUCAAGAGAUGGAGCGUGGCCUACACAAGCUCAUGCACUAUAACGAGCUGAUCCGAAGAGCUCGUUCGCUUGAUUUCGCAAUGUUUGCACAUGCCACUUCAUACUCCCCUUGGCCAUAUCCAAACCUGCAACUGUGCCACAACCCACAAGUCUAAACUCUGUAAUAAGUUAACUGCAGUUCUUUAAAAAAAAGUUAACUGCAGUUCUUUAAAAAAAAGUUAACUGCAGUUCCUUAGUUUCAUGAUUUCUAGAACUACCCACAUCGAUUUAAUUGUAGAUGCUUUUGUAGUAAUUGCUAUUUUUUUUGUUUGUACUUGAUACAGUGAAGAGACCAAAAUUAAGAUAUCAUUGGGAGUGAGGCGUGGGUGGAGCUUGCGUCUACAGAAGCUAAUGGUUCAGGAUGGCUGCUUUGUGCAGUGGCGGGAAAUGAUAGCAAAUGCAGCUAGGAAGGGCUUUGCUGGUGGAGUUGCCUUCCAAUGGAAUUCACAUAAAAUGUUGACUGAGCAACUGCGGCAGGAAUGGUUGGAGAAAGUCCAGCAAAGAAGAUCAAUGCCUAGGCCGACAGGUAAUAGAAGAGCGCCAAAAACCCCAGAGCAGAGGAGAAAAAUUGCAGAAGCCAUUGCUGCGAAGUGGUUGGAUCGAGAAUACCGUGAACGUGUUUGCAGUGCAAUUAAUAGCUAUCAUGGAACAUCUUCUGGAUCUAAAGUACCGCGUAAACAAAGAACUCCGAGAGAACCAGGUGCAAAGCGUGAAAAAAAGAAAUCUAUUCAACACAGAGCUGUCAGCUUGGACGAUGCACAUGCAAAAACUGCUCCAGUUAAGAGAAAGAAAAGUGCAACUCCUUACAAAGAUCCUAUGGCAGGUGAGAAACUAGAGAUGAUAACGAAGAUUAGAGCCCAAAGGACAGCACUGGAAAUAGAGAAGAAAGAGGCUAUUGAAAGAGCCAGGUAUGUUGUCUUAUUUGCAAUUAGAAAAGGGUAAACUGCAUGAGGCACA
Molecule: messenger RNA, 1346 nt
Organism: Triticum dicoccoides
Lineage: Eukaryota; Viridiplantae; Streptophyta; Magnoliopsida; Poales; Poaceae
Exons: 2
Coding region: 741-1331 (196 amino acids)
Source: RefSeq, a predicted model, not a curated record